This is a messenger RNA of Sardina pilchardus (European sardine), 918 nucleotides long. RefSeq names its product tryptase-2-like. Gene Ontology annotation, molecular function: serine-type endopeptidase activity. Gene Ontology annotation, biological process: proteolysis. The coding region runs from base 6 to 797 and encodes 263 amino acids. The record is from RefSeq and is a predicted model, not a curated record. The transcript has 6 exons. Lineage: Eukaryota; Metazoa; Chordata; Actinopteri; Clupeiformes; Clupeidae.
CAGAGAUGACACUCAGGGUCUGUCUCUGUGUGACCCUGCUGCUCAGCACAGCUACAGGCUUGCCGCGUCUCAACUCCCGGAGCUCUAUAGUUGGGGGAGAGGAUGCAGCCCGUGGAAGUUGGCCCUGGAUGGUGUACCUUAGGACCGUUGAAGGAAUGUAUCCGUCUUCCUGUGGUGGUUCCCUUAUCAACGCUCGAUGGGUUCUGACUGCAGCCCACUGCUUGGAGAACGUGCAUAUGAGACCAGUGGUGGUGGGCCGACUGAAUCUUCGAGACCCCAUUCUCCGGCAGUACGCCGUGCUCCUUUACCUGAUCCAUCCCGAUUACCAUGAGGUUGAGGGCACACCGCACAAUGACAUCGCCCUGGUGCAGCUGAAGAAGUCGGUGUUCACCUCCAAAUAUGUGAUGCCCGUGGCACUGCCCACCCCUCUGGACGUCUUCAACACCAGCUCUGAGUGCUGGGUCACUGGAUGGGGUGACUUGGAUGAGGGCUCUUCAUUAGGAGGUGAGGAGACCCUGCAGCAGGUGAAGCUCCCCCUAGUGGAUGAUGACACCUGCAGGAAGAAGUUUCCUGAUACCACUGACAAGCAGUUCUGUGCCGGAUAUAUGGAGGGGGGCAAGGACUCAUGCCAGGGCGAUUCUGGCGGGCCCCUAGUUUGUAAGUCAGGGUCAAAGUUUGUCCAGGUCGGAGUGGUGAGUUAUGGACAUGGCUGUGCCCAGCGUGGCUACCCUGGGGUGUACACACGUGUGAUCAGUUACACCGAGUUCAUCCAAAAUGCCAUCGGCAAAUACAACUGAACCACAGCACCCUCUAGUGGUCACUCAGGGAGGAGAACUACACCUCCACCUGAUAUUUCUCUAUCCCUUACUCCUGUUUCUCUUCUGCCUCUCCCCUUUUCUGUCUGAUCAAUAAAAUCUU